AUGUCACAGACGCGUACAUUUGUCUUUAUAACAAAUAUUCCCGACUUUUUGUUGGAGCCGCUUUCAACCGCCAGCACGAGUGCCACGAUCCGCAGACGUGAAAAUCGUGAUCCGCUUUACGAGCGGCUUCGUGCUCUGCUGGCGGCAAACACGUCUGGCGUGAUGCUUGUCAUGCAUCUCCAGACGCGUGGUUACGCUCUUGCCUUGUAUGCAUCGGAGAAGGAAGCUCUCGAGGCGUGCAAGACAAACAUCGUUCCAGAGCAACCCGGGCACAAAUACUCACCGCUGCUUCUCCGCAUUCUUCGGCGCGAACGGCCGGCGCCAUCAGAGGCGGUGUACACGCCCACGCUGACAGUGGAGGGCGAGGUUGUGCAGAAGGCGGAGUUGGCGGACACGCGUGGUCUCGAGUUGGUGUACCGCGGUCGUGCUGUCGCCAAGUGGUGCCCACACACCCUUGCAAGGGAGGAUUGCCUCUUUGGAACGGCAUGCUACCGCCUACACAAACGCGCAUACCAGAAGACCGUCCUCAAGCGGCCACGUCUGGGGGAGGCUGUGGUGCAUCACAUGACACCGGAGGAGAGAGCGUUGGUGCACCGCAUCUCAUGCAACACACGUCGCGCGGAAGAGUGUGUCAUCCCGGCGGAGAUGCGUAUCGACUUCUCUCUGCAUGUUUCCCUGACGCGUGACGAGGCGGAGGCACUUGUGGAUGACGCUGCUGGUGUGGUUCCCGCCUCUGUGCUUCAACGAGUGGAGGCUGCCUGCGCCGGACAUGGUGGACCAUAUUUUGUGAAGUUUGAUUUUCCCGGCGGCGCGCCGUGGGACUGGAGUUUGCAUGAUGAUAGAGAAGGCCUCCCACGGCUUCGGCAGCGUCUGCCUUUUCCUGAAAACGGUGCUCCUACGCCACUCGAGCGAGACAUCUUUUGCCAGCAAUUGCUGUAUCACUUGAAUCAAAUGAAUCGCUUUGAAACGAUUUCCUCUGCCCUUCGUGCCCUUGCACACAGUCCGAAGGUGCAGGAGGCCCUGCGGCGCGUUGCGCAAAAUCCAAGGGUGCAUGAGGGAAAACCCGAAGAAGGAGAAGGAGGCGCGGUUGCGUUGGGACUAUGUAUACGCCCAUGGCUUUUUCUGCCUACCGUCGGUGUGGAAGUAAGUGUGCUGUUGGAGAGCGGGGGCGAUCGGGUGCGGGGGAUUGUGCAACGCCGCAGUGCGCUGCGCCUCAUGACAUGCUUCUCGUUCCUGCAAAAACACGGGAUGAACUUAUCACGGUACGCCGUAAUUGGUAGCGGCCAAGACGUGUACGCGGAGGAAUCUUUGGAGGCGGAGAUGCGGCGUGUGGAAAAGGCUGUAAAACGCGCCGUGGAAGGGUUGCGGCAACAUUUGCGGCAGCAGGUGUCACGUGGAGGACAACUGCCAUCGAACGCGGCGUGGUGCUUUCAGCUCGCAGUGAUGCCAUCAACGUCACCAUCGUCCGUGGCGGCGGGUGAGGAUGCUGCUGAGAUGCGAUGUGUGGUGCUGUCAAUGAAGCCGUAUGAGGAGGCGUUUGAGGAGUUUACGGCGAUGCAUCCCUCCUUGAUGCGGGAUGAGGCGGUCACGGACGUGAUUUGGAAUACGAAGAGGCACACGUACGUCGCCCUUUUCCCGCGCGAGCUGAUGGAGCGGUUGAAGGAGGACUAA
Trypanosoma cruzi is the source of this 1671-nucleotide messenger RNA. RefSeq lists its product as uncharacterized. Lineage: Eukaryota; Euglenozoa; Kinetoplastea; Trypanosomatida; Trypanosomatidae. The coding region runs from base 1 to 1671 and encodes 556 amino acids. The record is from RefSeq and is a predicted model, not a curated record. The transcript has a single exon. Gene Ontology annotation, cellular component: nuclear cap binding complex.